UACAUCUUUUAAUUAGCAAAAAUGAGUAAUGAAGUUGUUCUUUUGAGUGCUUAUGUGAGUAUGUUUGGUAUGAGGGCAAGAAUUGCAUUAGAUGAAAAAGGGAUUAAAUAUGAAUACAAAGAGGAAGAUUUGAGUAAUAAAAGUUCACUUUUACUACAAAUGAAUCCAAUUCAUAAGAAAAUUCCAGUGUUAAUUCAUAAUGGAAAACCAAUUUGUGAGUCACUCAUAAUUGUUGAGUAUAUAGAUGAGGUUUGGAAGGACAAAUCUCCUUUGAUGCCAUCUGAUCCUUAUAAGAGGGCUCAAGCUAGGUUUUGGGCUGAUUUUAUUGACAAAAAGGUUUACGAGAGUGGAAGGAGAAUAUGGACUACAAAAGGGGAAGAUCAAGAAGCAGCCAAGAAAGAAUUCAUAGAGUGCCUAAAGUUAUUGCCAUAUUUCAAUGGAGAAAAUUUUGGGUUUGUGGAUUUGGCUUUAAUUCCUUUCUAUAGUUGGUUCCCAACUUUUGAGAAAUUUGGGAAUUUUAACAUAGAAAAAGAGUGUCCAAAGUUUGUGGCAUGGGCCAACAAAUGUAUGCAUAAAGAUAGUGUCUCCAAAUCCCUAGCGGAGCCAAAUAAAGUUUAUGAGUACGUGUUAAAAUUGAAACAACAACUUGGCCUUCCAUAG
This is a messenger RNA of Solanum verrucosum, 660 nucleotides long. Its product is annotated as probable glutathione S-transferase. Bases 22 to 660 code for a protein of 212 amino acids. Gene Ontology annotation, molecular function: glutathione transferase activity. NCBI's taxonomy places the organism in Eukaryota, Viridiplantae, Streptophyta, Magnoliopsida, Solanales, Solanaceae. The transcript is spliced from 2 exons. Gene Ontology annotation, biological process: glutathione metabolic process. Gene Ontology annotation, cellular component: cytoplasm. The record is from RefSeq and is a predicted model, not a curated record.